Vanessa tameamea is the source of this 6453-nucleotide messenger RNA. Its product is annotated as 1-phosphatidylinositol 4,5-bisphosphate phosphodiesterase epsilon-1-like. NCBI's taxonomy places the organism in Eukaryota, Metazoa, Arthropoda, Insecta, Lepidoptera, Nymphalidae. The record is from RefSeq and is a predicted model, not a curated record. Gene Ontology annotation, molecular function: phosphatidylinositol-4,5-bisphosphate phospholipase C activity; guanyl-nucleotide exchange factor activity. Gene Ontology annotation, biological process: release of sequestered calcium ion into cytosol; small GTPase-mediated signal transduction; lipid metabolic process. The transcript has 43 exons. Bases 266 to 6013 code for a protein of 1915 amino acids.
UCCGACGAGGGCGGGCGUCUGUUGAUAAGCAGAGUCGGUUCGCGAUCUAUUAAAAAUGAUUUUAAUCAAUUAAUAUAUUGUUCUGUGUUGUGCUAUGUGAAACUGUACGAGAUUUUUUGAUGAAACAUGCUGAAAGUGCUGGUGUUAAAGUGGCAUUAUGACGUCACCCGCAUCCGAUAGAUGCAGUUCUCGAUGAGUGUCAUAAAAGUGAACGUGUAUAUAGUGAAGUGUUUAGUUAUUAAUGAUUCAAGUGAAGUGAAGUGAAAUGCGAGACGGGUCUAAGCCUGGCCCGAGUGGAGGCUCGUCCGGGCAUGUUUUGGAUAAAGAUACCGAAGGAUCAUCAGCUGAGGACAGCAGUUAUGAAGAACUGGCCACACUGAAGACGAUUCUGAAUUUUCCAGAGGAAGUAGCUCUCCGGCUCACUGACACGGAGUACAAAAUAUUUUAUCAAGUUCCGCCGAUCGAUUACCUGCGCCAAGUGACCCUGGACCUGGGCGGCGAGGGUGUGCUGGGUACAGUCAGCGAGCGACACAUGAUAAGGCGGGUGCCGCCCACACACACGCCACAGGCUAAGAGCAGCGUCAGGACUCUGAUAAGGCGAUUCAACGAGGUCUCCGCGUGGGUGACGGAGUUGGUGCUGUCUCAGACAUCCGAGGAAAGGAAAGCGACCCUCGCCUGCAUCCUGCGCGUAGCUCUCACGUGCUGGAACAUCGGAAAUUUCAACGGAGCCAUGGAAAUCGUAGCUGGUUUGAAGUCACAUAAACUGAAGACGUUCUGGCUGAGCAUAUCAGACGAACCGUUACCAACGCUGGACUUCCUCUCCGCGGCGCUGCUCUCCGCUGAGUACGAGAGGGCUCUUGGCCGCGCCCUCGCUAUGCCAGAGUGCAGACUGAUACCUUUUUUUGGAGCUUUUUUAAGAGAAUUAAGAGAAAUCUUGGCGGCGACUCCCUCUCUGACCACCCACUCAGUCGCCGUGACGCCGACGCACAGGAGAGACACCAAGCGCGACUCUGUCAAGGACGACAGAUCCUCAAUUAAAAGAGAUACCAGAAGAGAAAGUAGUAAGAGAGUGGAUCAAGGGACGACCACCAGUCCUCUCCGAGACAGCUGCAAGCGAGAGUCGCGGUACAACGAGACGAGCAGACAAGUGUACAUCGCAUCCUUCGACGAGGAAGGCGAACAGUUCCGACGAGUUGGGCCCGAGGGUCUGAUGAACUUGGAAAAGGUGUACCGGACGCAGGCGGUGAUGGACCACAUAGCGAGCUUUCACCAGCACCGAUACAGCCUAGCGAGGACAACGGCACCUGUUUUUGGAGAUUACUUGAGAACAGCCAUAGAAUCAUGCGAGGAACCCGUCUUCGUGCAGCCAGCCCAGACGACCGCGGGGUCAGACUUCGAGAACGAAGCGCUCUACGAGCUGGAAGGAGGAGGUUACUGUCCUGUACAACCCCUGCCUCACGACCAUGGCGUCACCAUGUUCCCGCUGGCGCCGCAAAACGGGGAGAGAAUGGACAGGCACGUUCUACAGAUUUUACAUCAUGGUACUGCUUGCGUGGUGGGGGAAGCGGAGUGGGGCGGUGCGUUCGCUCAGCUCCGACUAGAGCGAUCGUGCGCUCUGCUCACGUGGAGCCGCACAGCACACCGCCCACAUGCACAACACGGUGAAACCCCAUCAGAGAACAUACAGCAACCUGAAAUUAGUUUAUCAUACAACCCUGAGGAAGUCAUACCUCUUAAAUAUUCCGGAAACUUGGUGCAUGAGAAUGAAGCUGGUGUGGUCGGCGAGGAGGGCUUCAUCGACCUUCAAUGCGUGAAGGACAUGCGUCUUGGAGGCAAGCUGCUGGAACCGCGGGACAUCGCGGAGCUCUGCGCGUGCGCAAAGAAACACGGCCUCGAGACGUGCAGCCAGCGCCCGCAUAUCAUAUCAUUAGUGUACGGGAAAACUUUGAGUGAUAACAGAACUGUGCACUUUGUACUGUCGCCAUAUUCUUUUAGGGUAUGGGCAGUCGGUCUCCACUCUGUCAUAAAGGCGUUAAUAAGUCAGACGAAGCUCGCAGACCGAAGUCUCGCGUGGUUGAAAAACAAGUACACGGCACUCUACUACGAGGACGGAUGCUGCUGCGAACCACUCGUAUCUGAUGCUAUACGGGUCUUUGGAGGCAGGGAUUCCGUUUGUGACAGCUCGUCACACUCAACGCCAGUCAAAUACGCAGAGUCUCACACAGACUCGAUAAAGAAUACAGGAAUGAAAUUUAAGAAGAACAAAUCCACGUCUGAAUUGAAGAGUUCCCCGAAGAGCUACAGCUCACACACAUCCGGCACGCGCAGUGACGAUGAUGUAGUCCAGGGAUCACCAAGGCACAGCUCGUAUUCGGCCGCGUCGAGCCAGCAUUCGUGCGCGCCGCGACACAGCAGCCUCACCGCCGCGCCCAGCGUGUUCAGCGGCUCCCCUAACCGCAGUAGUUUAAGAAGAUUAGAAACCAGUGAGAGAUUCUGGGAGAAUCUGAAACAUCUGAGGACGGGGUCAGUGGGCUACGACACGCAACUCGACUUCAUGGACUUUGUCGCGUUAUUUCGAAGCUUUAGUCUAGUAAUGAGGUCAGAGUUGCGAGAUGUUUUCGAACAUUUGGCGGUACCAAGAAUGCGGAACCCACUGCUGGGCGCUGAAAAGAGUCGAAGUUCCCCAGAACUUUUCAGAAGCAAAAAUGUUUUCCGCACUGGGUUACUGACGAGAAAUGGUUCCCUGGACUUAGAACCGCCGAGUGACAAGGCGGGCAGGAAGAAAGCAUUUGAUAUUCUCGCAGCGGCAGCUUUACCAGGAGCAAGUCCAGACGUGAGCGGUCGAGUGUUGUCACUGCCCACACUCGGGAAGUUCUGCGAAACGAGACAAAAUGAACCCAAGACUGAACAGCAGCUGAAAGAUAUAAUACAGAGACACGAACCGGACCCAACAUUGCGGGCGGAGAACUGCUUCUCAUUCGAGGGUUUCGUAAGAUUCCUCACUGAUAAAGACAAUUACGCAUUCGUACCCGAGCAGCGGAGAGCUAACAAUUUUACGGGGAAAUCCGCAAGUAAUGGGGAAGAUGACCUACCCAAGGAGCUAUCCCACGAGAUGACGGGACCCCUCAGCCAGUACUACAUAGCCAGCAGUCACAACACGUACCUCACCGGUCACCAGCUGAAGGGGGAGUCGUCGGUAGAGCUGUAUAGUCAGGUGCUACUGACUGGUUGCCGAUGUGUCGAACUGGACUGCUGGGACGGUGACGACGGCAACCCUGUGAUCUACCACGGCCACACGUUCACCACCAAAAUACCAUUUCGAAGAGUCGUCGAAACAAUUGCUAGGAGUGCAUUCGUUGCAUCUCCAUAUCCGCUAAUUCUGAGCAUCGAAAACCACUGCAGUCUCCCGCAACAACAAGUGAUGGCAAGCACUUUUGAGGCAGUGUUUGGAGACCAACUGGUGACGUCGUUCCUGUUCGAAGUGGACUACACGGACGAGCCGCGCCUGCCGAGCCCAGACCAAUUAAAGUAUAAGGUACUUAUAAAGAAUAAGAAAUUGCUUCCGGUGCAGUCCAGCCCAACCAUAGGACUUACUGGAGCAAGUUCCGCGCAAGGCUAUGGCGGCGUGCUCGCCACAGCAUUCAGGACUAAUGGCAUUCGUCAAACGAGUUCGUCUCUGCCAGACGCCAGCAACAGGACGAGUUCCAUCAUGUCCAACCAAUCAGCUGGCUCGUCCCUCACGGAGUACUUCUCUGAUGAAGAUUACGACGAAGAUGAUGAAAUUGACGAGAAAGAGUUACACAAAAUCCUAAACUCUCUGGAGGAGAAGGUCGGUCGGACCUCCCUCUCGCUCUACCAGAGUUUUCGUCGUGAUGGAGAAGGAGAACCGUCGGCUGCGUUGAAACACGCUACAAAUAGAAAACGUAGCAAUCAAAUAGCCAGGGAACUCAGUGAUAUGGUCACUUAUGUUCAAGCAAUAAAAUUCCGAGGUCUCAAUCCAAUAUCACCGAGAAGUUCCAUGAAACAACCCAGCAAUGUCGUGAAGGACAACUCCAGUGGCGCCGCUUGCAGCAGCUUCGAGUCCUCGGAGAGUAGUGACAGCACAGGAACACAACUAGCGGUCAGCAGUCAGCACUCCCGAGCGCGCUGCCUGAACGCCCCCGCCGCGCACCACCCGUGCUACCGCUGCUCGUCCGUCAACGAAGCCAUCGCCAAGAAGAUCUGCAGGAAACAUCCCUUGGCCCUCAUCGCGCACACGGAAACGCAACUUGUCAGAACAUAUCCCGCCGGCCUAAGGAUAGACUCGUCCAACUUCGACCCGGUCACGUUCUGGUCGUGCGGCGUGCAGCUCGUGGCGCUCAACUACCAGACCGAGGACGCGGCGAUGGCGGUCAACGCGGCCAUGUACGAGAGCAACGGCUGCUUGGGAUACGUGAGGAAACCGAGGGUCAUGUGGGACCCGAGCCAUAUCGCUUUUCGACGGUUUAACCCCAUGGAUAAAGAGUUCGAUGGCAUCCACGCAGCACAUCUCACCCUCGCCGUCAUUUCCGGACAAUACGUCGCUGAAAACGUUUACUCCUUCUAUAACGCAUUCGUUGAAGUUGAAAUAUUGGGUGUUCCUGCUGACUGUAGGAAGAUCAAGACGAGGGUCGCCAGAAGAAACGCCUUAAAUCCUAUUUGGAACGAGACAUUUAAUUUUAAGGUGAACUUUCCAGAACUGGCAUUCGUUCGUUUCGAAGUAUACGACGCGGAUACUAAUUAUAUGUUAUCGCAGCGUGUGAUACCGUUACUCUGUCUGCGCCCAGGGUACCGCCAUGUGCGGUUAAGAUCUCCGACAAAUCAGCCGUUAAACAUGGCGUCACUGCUGAUAUUCUCUCGCUGCGCGGAAGAGCAGGCGGGCGAAAGUUGUCGCGCGGACGCCGAGCCGACUUCGCCCACGCAGCGCAGGAAGAUACACUUCCUCGUGGUGCACGCCGUGGUGCUGCACGAGCCCUACUCGAUACUCAAAGUGACGCACGACACAACCACCAACGAGGCGAUAGCGCAGUGCCUGUCGAAGGCGGGCGUGUGUCGCUCGGCGCGCGGCAGCUACGUGCUGGUGGAGGAGGUGCCGUCGCGCGCGCCCACGCAGCGCGUGCUGGCGCCGCACGAGCGCGUGCUGCGCGCCGCCACGCAGCGCCCCGCCGCGCGCCUGCUGCUCAAGCGCGUGGGCGACGACCCCAGCAGCAGGGCCUGGCUCACCAGCAUCAGGUCAGCAUCGACCACGGACAGGGUGAAGGAUCACACGAUACCCUCAGACGAUGAGAGCAGCACCCAAGAGGAGACCAGGAAGCCACCAGACAGCUUCCUGGUCUGCGUCCACAAUGUCUGCCAUGAAAUACCCUACGCUAUAAUGAAGGUACCACUGACGGCCACAGCGUCCUACGUGGUCUACCAAGCUCUGACCAAGGCGCGGUGUCACGAUAACCCGAAACGGUUUGUGUUGGUGGAGGAGUUGGAAUGGGGGGGCAGAGCUGGUACCGGUCCUCAGCAACGAGCCCUUGCUGAUGACGAGGUGGUUUACGCGGCUCAGGCAAGUUGGAAAACCCUUGGUAGAUUCGUUUUACAAGAGAGAGGUAGCACGGCCCCGCUGCCGAGACACAGAGCGUGCAUCGCGAGGAUACAGCGCGGGCUGAGCAUGACCAGGGGCGCUAUCGCUGGCACUACUGGAUUUCCUCUCGGCAAUAUCAUAUCGAGUGACAACGUAGCGGAGGGAAAGACGCCAGUACAGACCGCAUACAGCGACCCCACGCACUGCAGAAGAGUCUCAACUUCGCCUUUGGGAAAAGGCAUAGGCCGGUCGAAAGGUCACUCCGACAAAAAUAUCAGUUCAUACGCUCAAAGAAGAACGGGUCCGAGAGAUGUACACUCAGAGAGUGAAACGGGAGGAUCGCUGGGUGCCGAGGCAUUAGCGGCUCAGAUGGCGCGCUUCAAGAGAGUAUCUUUACGUAAGCUACGGGCGUGGCGAUCCUGAGUGUGGCAGGUCUUCCGCCGGCUUGGUACGAGCCUGGCGAACCAUCGGGCCUCGCUAUCGUCAGAACUCGGAUCACUCUGGGACUUUUUCCGCAUCGACAGAGAAAGGCGACGUUCAACCCCCGGCACUUAUGAACCAAUCGAGACCAAAUCACCAGCGAAACUCGCAAGAGACCUGUUCCAAGUUGUUCAAGAAACAGUAUUUUCUAAGAAGUUCGAAGAAAAAAAAUGUCCACUGGUCAAAGAAGAAUCCGACUUGAGCUCAGACGAUGAGGAUGGUACUGAGAGACGAAUCGCUAAUCUCAUCGACUUCUUCUUCACAAUUGUGAAAAGCCAGAAGGAAGAAAGAAAGGGCAGUGGUGGGAGCUGCUUCAAGAGCGAAUCCAGUCCUGAAGAAAAGAAAUACGUACCAACGGUAGUGAAUACGGAGUUAGAAAAGAA